Molecule: messenger RNA, 2546 nt
Organism: Salvia hispanica
Lineage: Eukaryota; Viridiplantae; Streptophyta; Magnoliopsida; Lamiales; Lamiaceae
Product: putative pentatricopeptide repeat-containing protein At1g03510
Biological process (GO): RNA modification
Molecular function (GO): RNA binding; protein binding
Source: RefSeq, a predicted model, not a curated record
AUUGCUCAACUCUUGAUAAACCUCAGAAACACAGAAGAUAAUCAUAAACCUCUUCAAAAUCGAACAUAUGUUCCCCCGAAUCAACAUUCACGGCGCCCUGAAUUUGAAAACAAUCUCCCAAUUCCUGCAUCACUGCUCUCAAACAAAGAAUCUCAAACCAAUCCAACAAUUCUACGCGCAUGUAAUCAGAACAGAGCUGUUCUUCGUUUCCCCCAAUCUCCAAUCCGACCUAGCUCUAGCUUACACCUCAUGCAUCGCCAACAACAACAAUCUCACAAUCCUAACCCACUUCCUGAAAUCCCUCAAUCUCAGAAACCCCCUGCCGUUUAAUUCGAUCAUAUCUCACUUCUCUCAGCACGGCUCCGACUGUUUUGCCCUGCACACGUUUCUCUUCAUGCAUCGCAACAGCGUUUAUGUCGAUUCAUACGCUCUAUGCACCUCCUUGAAGUCAGCUUCCUCUUUGAAAAAUGGCGUCUUUGGUGAAUUGAUGCAUUGCUAUGUGGAGAAAUCGGGGUGGCUCGCUAGUGUGUUUGUGGGAAGUGCGUUGGUGGAUUUUUACGCGAAAAUGUGUAGCGUGGGUGAUGCGGCGAAGGUGUUCGACGAAAUUCCUGAGAGGAAUACUGUGUGUGCAAAUGCGCUUUUGUCGGGCUAUGCGGAGGCUAAGAUGUGGGGGGAAGGGAUUGAACUGGUGAGUAGGAUGCCUCUCUUGGGUUUAGAAACAGAUCAUUUCACGUUCUCGGCUGCUCUGCGCGCUUGUAGCGGCUUGUGUGCUGUGGAAUUCGGCAAGGAGGUUCACGCAGGUGUUGUGCGACGCGUUUUUGACGUUGGAGCUGAUGUGUUUCUGCAGAGUUUGUUGAUUGAAAUGUAUGGAAGGUGUGGCCUAGUGGAUAAUGCGAAGAGAGUGUUUAGUAUGGCGGGGUACGAUGUACGGAUGAGGCGAAGAGAUGUUGUUUUAUGGACUUCGAUGCUGGGAGUGUAUGGAAGGACCGGAGAUUAUGCUGAAGUGAUUAGACUGUUUAAGGAUAUGCUAAUGGAAGGGAUACGGCCGGAUGGAGUGGCAUUCUUGACGGUUAUCUCUGCUUGCAGCCACACCGGGCAAGUGGAUCUUGGCGUGGAGUAUUUCGAGUCCAUGACUAGUGACUAUGGGUUGAGUGCGAGCCGAGAGCAUUAUAGUUGUCUCGUUGACUUGCUUUGUCGGGCAGGGGAGUUGGAGAGGGCUUGGGGAAUAGUUAGUGAGCUGCCACAUGCUGCGGAUUGCGCUAUAUCCAUGUGGGGCGCACUUCUUAGUGCGUGUAACGAGUGUGGAAAUGUCGGUUUGGGGAAGUUGGCUGCUCAGAAAGCUCUUGAAGUGGAGCCUAAUAAUGUUGGAAUUUACGUUCUGCUGUCUAAUAUGUAUGCCAGGAAUGGUAUGUGGGAUGAGAUUGAACAGUUGAGAGAGGUUAUGAAGCGAAGAGGUUUGAAGAAGGAUAUUGCUUGGAGUUCGAUAGAUAGAUAGAUUAUGUUCUGUACCACUUAAAUCAUACGAGGUCCAAAGUUGAUGGCGUUUCUGAUUUACAGAGCCGGAGCCGGUUGCAAUUUGAGAUUGAGGGAGAAUAGAUUGAAAUGAACAGAUAUAACAAGAUCAGAAGAGUACGAAUCCUUGCAUAUUGAAAAAGGAAAAAGACCGUAUUCCCCUUAAAGUAACAUGCACGUCAAUCCAUCGGAGGUGUGAUCCAAACAUUGCUGUUUGAUACAUGCUGGCACAUGCUCAAGUUUCUUAACUGAUCGUCCGGCUGUCAGCGUACUACUCGGUUCCAGUCCCUAACAUACCAGGUCUUAUGUCCUGCAACUUGCUGAGCUGUUUCCCGGCCCCUCCUAAACCGACCCUUUUUCAGCUUGAUGUUGCCAAGUCCGAUACGCAUAUCUAUGAUGUCACUCCAAUACCCGACUCGUUCGCGGACGUACCCAAUCGAGGCUCAUGGCUUCCUGAAAGGGAGGGAGGGUCAAGACUGAUCCGGAGAUUAAUUAAGUACUGAGCCGAGCCCAUCAAAUCUAACAAAGUAAACGCCCCCGUCACAUGGUUAAAAACGGUUGUGAAGAUGAUAAUGCAUAGGGUGUCGCUGUCGAAUGUUCGUACUGGCGAAAGGGAGGGGCGAGUACGUAAAACAAAAGGAGAAGACAACAAUGAUGUAGCAACAGAAGCUAGGGCAAUGAAGAAGAUGGAUGGGGCGAGUGCGAGUGGUGGAGGUUUGAAGUGGGCUUUCUUUCCUGUUGGCUUCAGAUUUUCAGUUGAGGACCACAUGGGAAAAGAUGGGACUGCCCCAUUUCUGUCCCAACAUCCUACUUUGCAUUUCCUGAAUCAUUUUAUUUUCGUCGCGAAAUUUACUUAACGUUGCACCCUAUGUAUUGACUGCGCUACGAGGACAUGGGUAAAAAUUAUGAUGGUCCACCAUGUUGUCCCAACGUCCUACUUUGCAUCUCCUUCGUGUAUAUUGAUUACGCUACGUGGACAAGCUAACCCUUGCUUUUUUGUAAAGGAUCGAUCAAUAAUAGUUCUUCAUUUAUCA